Messenger RNA from Dioscorea cayenensis subsp. rotundata (Guinea yam), 1212 nucleotides. Its product is annotated as subtilisin-like protease. Gene Ontology annotation, biological process: proteolysis. Gene Ontology annotation, molecular function: serine-type endopeptidase activity. The record is from RefSeq and is a predicted model, not a curated record. Lineage: Eukaryota; Viridiplantae; Streptophyta; Magnoliopsida; Dioscoreales; Dioscoreaceae. The transcript has 5 exons. Bases 1 to 1212 code for a protein of 403 amino acids.
AUGGUUAUUGGAGUGAUCGACACUGGCAUUACACCUACACAUCCUUCUUUCCAAAGUUUUAAUGAAGUUUCGGCUCCUCCUGUUAAUUGGUUCGACAAUUGUUCGUUUGGACAGGAUGUAUGCAACAAUAAGUUGAUUGGUGCAAUGGCAUUUCAGAAUGGCAAUAAUCCAUCACCACUUGAUGACAUAGGCCAUGGGACACAUUGUGCUAGCACGGCCGGUGGAAGCCCAGUUUAUGAUGCUGGAAUCCUCGGCCAAGCUAGAGGAACGGCGGUACGGACUGCACCACGAGCUCAUAUCUCUGCUUACAAAGUAUUGUAUGGAGGCCAAGGAUGGGAUUAUGAUUUUCUAGUAGGCAUAGACCAAGCUGUUCGGGAUGGUGUCGAUGUGCUCUCAAUGUCUCUUAGUUCCGGCGCGAAAAACUUUUUGGAUAGUGGCAUUGCGGUGUCCUCUUUCUACGCUAUAACUAAAGGAAUAGUUUCUUGUGCUUGUGCAAUGAAUGAAGGACCAACAACAAAGGACCCCAUUAGAUGGAAAACAGGUCAACAAGCAAAAGUCACAGUUUGUUGCGCAAACUUAGCAAGCAGCACCGAUAGAAGGAUAAAGGUAACUGUGGAGCUUGGUAAUGGAAUGGAAAUCGAUGGUGAAUCCUCUUAUCAACCAGAUAUACACAAUGCUACUAACUUGGAACUUGUAUUCCCUAGAGCAACAGGUAGAGAUUCUGAUCUCCAAUGUUCAUCACUAAACCCGAUCGAUGUCAAAGGAAAAAUAGUUUUAUGCAUGGUUGGUCCUAUCUCCAACAUGGAGAAAGGAGAGCUCGUAAAAGCUGCUGGAGGAGAAGUAAUGAUUGUCAUGAAUAACAUAAAAUACGGAUUAACGAUGUUUGCAGAUCCUCAUGUUCUGCCUGCUGCUCAUAUUAGUAAUUUUGAUGCUAGAAGGCUAGUGUCCUAUGUGCAAACUAGAAACCCAACAGCAUCAAUUGUCUUCAAAGAUACACAAUUUGGAGCCUCUCCCGCUCCUUGCAUAGCUUUUUUCUCUGGAAGAGGUCCUAGUCAGUAUAAUGGAGGCAUUAUAAAGCCAGACAUCGUCGCACCAGGAGUGAAUAUUCUUGCAGCUUGGCCGGUUGAAGUUGGGCCUAACCCAACAGGAAACACAACGAUACAAAGAGUCAACAUUACAAACCAAAGAAAACAAAACAGAAAGAAAACCUAA